CUUGGCGGUAAACAGAAUCAGUCAGCAGAUUGUAUUGUUGUUGAAAUAAGUCACUACUUGUUUUGUAUACAUAGCAACACUUGUAAAAUAGUGCCAGUGUUUUCACUUCGAUGGAUAAUGAACUCGAAAAGAUUCGUUCGUACUUGUCAGCGAGGCAUUUUCAUGCUUCAAGAGAAUGGAUAGAAGGAUGCGUUAGCUACUUCAGAGAGCAGCAUGAAGGAGAAAGGUACAAUUACUCUGAAAUGCAGGAGUUUGUGACACAGCAGUGGGAGUUGGCAGACCUGAGGGAAAUAAGCCCAGGCUGUCUUCCCCCAAACCUGGCUCUGCAGAAGAAAACUGUGCUCACUGGCAAGUACAGUCUUCAGGUUGAAUCAAUGUGCGACAUUGCAAAAUCAUUUUACUCACAGCUCCAGGCAAUUCGAAAUGUGCCACUUGAAAAUGUUAAAGCGACUGAAAAGCAAAAGGAGUCAUGGGAACCAUCUGCAAAGAGGGUGCUGCAGUUGAUGCUUUGUGAUGGAGUGCAAGAAAUAAAAGCUAUUGAAUACAAGCCUGUAAGAGCCCUUGACCAACAGAUUGUUCCAGGAUUCAAGAUACUCAUUAUUGGACCAGUGGAUUGUCGCAGAGGAAUUAUCAUGUUGGAAGAACGCAAUUUGCAGCUAAUUGGUGGAGAAGUUGAUUCACUGCUUGUACCGAAUGCACUAGAGAAUAUUUUGGCAAGGGCACUGAACCUUGAAGAAAAUCCAGAUCCUUACAAUUGCCAGACUGAUACUCCAGCUCAGAACAGCAUUCGAACAACAAAUGAUCAACCAGCAAACAUUAGGCAAAGAAAUGAGGCUGCAUUCCUUGUUGAAGAUGAUGACGAUGAUAUAUUUGCCCAGGAAGUGGAUGCUCAGUUGAAGCAACUGGAAGAGCAACAGCAGAAGGUGGAACAACAUUCACAAAAUGCUAGAAAUGUAAAUGACAGGGUAGAACAGGAAGUUGAUGCAUUUGAAGAAGCUUACCAGAGAGAAAUGGAGAUGAUGGACAUGGAUGAUGAUGAUAUAGAAACAAUAGAACAGCAGCCAUUGUUUGCUGUAGCUAGUAAGCCUACUGUUUCAUACAAUCAAAACAGUACCUCAAAGAGAAGUAAUCAAGGCAAUAAUAGCAUAGCACUAGAAACAGAGCUUCUUGAAGAUGAUGACAUUUUCCUUAAUGUCUCAGAUGCUGACCUUGAACCAACUCCAGAGCUAAACAAAAGUAUAGAAAUUGUAGAAGAUGUAAAGACUACCACAAAUGUGGGUGGGGGUGCAGGGCCCAGCAGGGAACCUGAGGUUAUAUCUCUUUUAGAUGAUUCAAAUGUUGAUGACAGUUUCUUCAUGCAGCCUGGUCUGAGUGGUAUUACACCACGAACAUUGCCUCUUUCCUCUAAACUGCAAAAGGAAAUUGGUGGCAGGAGUCAGAAGCCGCCUGCAAAGGCAAAGCCAGUGAACUUGAAAAGUGCUAAUCAAGCAAAAAUCAGUUCCUUUUUUAAUAGAGAUUCUUCUUCAACAAAUAGACAACAUUCUGAAUCAUCCAAAGUGGAUUUUCAUUAUGCUGUUGAGAAACAUAGUAAGGAAGUGCCUAGAACAGCUCAGACUCCACUGCUGCAGGAUCCUGUACAUUUAGGAAACAUUUCUGAUUUUGUUGAUGACCUGUUCAGUGAACCUACAUUUCCAGAUCACAGCCAUACAUCCACAUCUGCUGUUAGCAAUAUUGAGGAAGAGUGUCUGGUGAUUGAUAGCAAACCAUUUGUUUAUAUACAACAAAUAAAAGAUGCAAAACUAACUACACCUGCUAUAUACACUGUGAAGGGGUUUGUUUUGUCUUUGACAUCCUUUCUCAAGACAAAAUUUGAUGGUUGGUACCUAACGGCAAAGCUGUGUGAUGGAUCAGCAACAUUGGAUGUUCAGUUUUCCUCUGAUGUGCUGGAUAAUUUUAUUGGAUACAGUCUUAAUGAAGUUAAAGCAAUGAAGAAGGAUGUAGACAAAAAUCCUCUUAUUAAAGAGAGAUUGAACAAGGCUCUCCAGAAAGCACAGCAGCAGUUGAUUGAAUUAAAUGCACUUUUUACUCUUUCAUUUGACCCGGAAAGUGAUUUACCAUGUGUAACAAUGGUAACAGAUUUGAAAGAAGAGCAUCUCAAAGCACUGAAAGCAAGAGUGCGUAUUGCGCAGUCUCUAAAACACAGUUGAUGAUGCUGACAGCAUAGAUGUUUAUCCUCUGGGCAUUUUUAUGCCUGUGUGUCUUGGAAGAUACGUCUUCUCGAAGAAAGCAGUGAAACAAGUUCUGUAGUGUCGCCAAAAAGAAGAGGGGGCAGCAGAAAUCACAAAGAGGUUCAGUUUUAAACAAGAGUACGUAAGUGAAUAAAUCCAUUCAAGCAUAUGUUGGAGAUGGAAGUAGUUACGCUACAUCUGAAUUUGUGGAUUUUUCAGCUGUCAUAUGCAUUCUACAUAAUUAAGAGUAUUAACUUUCAAGAGUUUUUUUUGACAUAAAUAGAUUUUAUGUUAGAAAAGUGUGGAAUGAGUUAGUUGGAACUGACUCUUGAGUGUAGUGAAAGAAUAGGCUGCAUCAAGAGCACGACUCAUGGCCUGAGAGGUGCUAGAAGUGGUGUAGUGCAUCACGAAUCAUCAUACCAACAGCCACAAUUUUAAAUUGAAACUCCUCAAAGUAACAGUUAAUUACUGUCAACAUUUAUAGUGUUUAUGGUGCCAUAUGAUCAUAUGUAAUGAAAUGAUGAUUACCUAUAUGUGGGACAGAAGAAGAGCAUGUAUAUAUAUCAACUUCUGUAACAAAAGCAAAUGGGAAAAUGCUGACAAAAACACAAAUUUGAAAAUGUAUUGAAGAUCUAGAUUUUGGAAACUUCAUUUCAUAUUUUGCUUUGUGAAGAACCUGUUAAUUCGGAAAUUUUGAUGUUCAGAAUGCUUCCCCAGCUGUGCAGAUGUCAAUCUUUAGCAGAGUAUUCCUCAGUGAACAUUGAGUAUAGUAUACUCCGGUCACCGGGACCAUUACGUAAUAAAUAUUACUUGCUUGCUGUGAAGCAUUUACAUUAUAAAUAAUAUUAGUUUAUUCUGUGUAUGUUUCAAGCAUGGAGUGCUCAUAUUCGGGUAUUACACCUGCGCACAAAAACGUAUGUUAACAUACUGUUAUUCUUUUUUAUCUUUUUAUUUAAAAGCCAUGGCUAGUUUCAUGAGUAACCAGUCACCAUCAAAAGUCUGAAACACAUGUUGAUACAGACAGUAUAAAUACACAGUGGAUGAAAUUAAUUGAAAUUUUUAGCUCACUGAUAUGGUCCUCUUUAUGGUAAAUGUUGAUAACUUUAUAUCGAAGUGAAUAUAAUCUCAUUACACAAAAUUUCUCAAUGUUGCAUGUUGGUAAUACUUUAGCUACCUGUCAUUUGUUAAGAACUGCAGUCUCCGUAUCUUUCUAGAAUAUUUUCUUGUUAUCACUACUUACGAAAAAAAUUCUCCACUGUGUUUGUUCAGUGCUCUUCGGGUGCAAGAUUCCCAAGCAAACUAAUAAUUUCAGUUAUUUUGUCAUACUUCCAUUCUCUUUAUAUUGUGUGCCACACGAACUGAGGUGUCAGUAAUUAGACCUAUAUCACUGGCUGACAUUAAAAUAUGGCCAGUUUGUAUAGUUGAUGUUUAUCUUUGAAGUAUUUGUCACACAGAUCUAGCUCUUGGAGUUGCAUAGUAUAGUAUAUUACUGUGUGUUACAUCAGUUGCAUUUUAGGGUUCUGAUAUAAUGUAGUUGUAUAUACUAUCCAUAUAGUUGCAAUCGGCAGUAGAAUUUACAUUCUAUUGUCCUAUGUGCAUAAGAAUUGUAAGCAGUUUGAAGCCAUAUUGGCUGUAUCUCAGGUAUGUCUGUUUUUCAGCAAAUGCUACCAGUCACAGUUAUUUUAGUAUUGCAACUUGUUUCAAGAGAUGACUACCUCAUGAGGCAGCAAAUGGCAGUCCAAAUACAUUUAACAUUACACACAAAUCGUAAUGUAACAAUUUUCUGUUUAUGCUUGUGCAGUGAAGUGCCUGUUAAAAUGUAACUAUCUCAGUUCAUCAAACCAUUUAAAAUGUAACCAGGUCCAGAAGCCCAGCUCCAACAUCAAAUCUAAAGUAACUUCUCACACCAGCUCCAUUCAUCAAAUCUAACGUAGCAAUCCCAUCAAUUCAGGUUGAACAUAGUACAGCUGAUCGUACCAUGUUUUACAUUUUUGGAGGUGAUAACUUUGCUGCAGAAAGUCUUCGGUCACUACCACAUGUACAGCAAUUAAUCUAUUGACAACACCUCUUUAUUACACACAUAUAUACAACAGCUGACUGUCACGACUUCCCAGGAACCAGAAUACACCAGAUAGUACUCCAACUGCACUCCCUCCAAGGCUUUGGACAAAGUUUAUUUAUACAUCUUUUAACAAUUACGUUCUUUGACAUUAUUAUGUUAUUUCAUGUUUGAUGUUAUAGUUGCAAUAAGUUAAUCCAGCAAAAUCUGGCAUUACAGAGUUU
Molecule: messenger RNA, 4511 nt
Organism: Schistocerca americana (American grasshopper)
Lineage: Eukaryota; Metazoa; Arthropoda; Insecta; Orthoptera; Acrididae
Product: recQ-mediated genome instability protein 1-like
Exons: 9
Coding region: 111-2207 (698 amino acids)
Biological process (GO): resolution of meiotic recombination intermediates; double-strand break repair via homologous recombination
Cellular component (GO): nuclear body; RecQ family helicase-topoisomerase III complex
Molecular function (GO): nucleotide binding
Source: RefSeq, a predicted model, not a curated record